AGUUUAAUAAAUAUUCAAAUAAAUUCAUAUCAUUAAUACAUGUAAUCCUGGUAAACUUGUGCACUUUCUGGUGAAUUGAUUGAAACACCAGUAAUUUCUAAAGUUAGUGGACAUAUAUAUGAAAAAAGAUUGAUUGAGAAGCAUAUUGAAAGUACAGGCACAUGUCCAAUUACUGGAAGACCUUUGAAUUUAGAAGACCUAAUCGAAGUAAUAAUAAAUUUCAAACAUUCAGGUGAAAGUAGCCAAAAUUCAAAAGCCAAGACCAGUGACAGUUACAUCAAUACCUUCAUUGCUCUCCCUUUUAUAAAAUGAGUGGGACGCAUUAUUAUUGGAGUAAUUUUAAUUGAAAUAACAUUUGGAAUAAGUAAGACAUGAAUUAACUCACGCACUCUAUUAACAUGAUGCUGCAUGUCGUGUGAUAGCAAAACUAAUAAAAGAGAGAGAUUAAGCAAGAAUAGAAUUAGCGCAAUUAUAAAAUAAAUUAAAUCAUAAAGUAGAAGUAGAAACUAAUAAUGCUCCUGAAAAAUUAUCAGCAAAUUACGUGACUGAUAUUGAAUAAAUUGCAUUAAAAUUAACAAGCCAAAGAAAACUUUUGAGAAAGCAAUAAUCAUAUUUUGAAUAAUUUCCUAGUCCUUAAGUAGUCUUAUUCAAUAUUUUAGAUUUUAUCAAAUUAUGAAAUCAAGUAAUAACACACCUAAACUUAAGGUGGUACAUCGUUAGAUAUUUAAGCCAAUUAUGUGAUAGUAGGGGGAUAAUCAGGUUUGGUUUCACUUUAUCGUUCUGAACAAUUAUUAUAUUAGAAUCAAUAACAAAAUCAACGACUAAAUGCAAUCAGAUUUUUUACAACUGAUGAGCAUUUAAGAUUUGUUUCAUCAACCUUGGAGGGAGAUUUAGUUAUUUAUUAAAUUAACACUGAAACUAAUGAGGGAGUCAUCACUUAAACAGUAAAAGUAGGAUAGAAUAUCACAGGAUUAACUAUUCAUCCUCUUGGCUACAUUGCUAUUAUUGUGACUUCAGAAGGUCUUUUGUUAUUUUAUGACUUAAGAUCUGGACUCUAAAUUAGUAAAGUUACUGAUUUUGAAGGAUAAUGCAAGUUUACAUCAGUUGCUAUUCAUCCUGAUGGAUUGUUAUUAGCAAUUGGAUAAGAAAAUUCAUAAAUCAAAAUUUGGAAGAUUACAUCAGGAUAAUUGGUUGCCCAAUUUGAAGGAUAAGAAGUAACCAUAAAAUUGAUAAUAUUAGGGAUCUAUAAAUCAAGUUGCAUUCUCUGAAAAUGGAGUGAAUUUGGCUUCAGUCUCGGAAACUCAAGUGUUGUAAUGGGAUUUAAGAAAUCCUGGUUAAUUCUAAAAAUUGUUUCAAUCAUAAAAAAUAAGUAUUAUUGGAUUCUAUUUUCUUUAGGUAGUAUUUCCUAUGAUACAUCAGGAGCCUACUUAGCUGUAGGCGAGAAUAAGAAUAUACAUUUAUUUGACAUCAAAAAAUAAUAAGAAUUUUUCAAAUUUGAAAGUCAUAGAGAUGCUGUGACUGCUAUCAGGUGAUUUAUUACAUUACUAUUUUAGAUUUGCUGAAUUCAACAAAAAUAUUUACAGCUGUAGUUUUGAUAAGCAAUUAAACAUCUAUGGUAAUUGAAG
Molecule: messenger RNA, 1625 nt
Organism: Paramecium octaurelia
Lineage: Eukaryota; Ciliophora; Oligohymenophorea; Peniculida; Parameciidae
Source: the annotation of a GenBank genome assembly